AUGCCCAAGGUUCUCUUGAGUGGAGGCAGUGGCUUCAUUGCUGCUCACAUUGUUGACAUUCUGCUCGCGCAUGGCUUCGACACCGUUGUCACCGUGAGGUCCGAGGAGAAGGGCCAAAGGAUCCUAGAGGCUCAUCCAAACACGCCGAAAGAAAAGCUCUCCUACGUUAUUGUCAAGGAUGUCGCGGCAGAGGGUGCCUUUGAUGAAGCCGUCAAAUCUGACCCACCAUUUGACUAUGUCCUGCAUACUGCAUCGCCCUUUCACCACAAUGUUCAAGAUCCAGUGAAAGACUUUUUGGACCCCGCCAUCAAGGGAACAACCGGUAUACUGAAGGCAAUCAAGGCCAAUGCUCCAACGGUGAAGAGGGUCGUUAUCACUUCCUCAUUCGCAGCGAUUGUCAAUGCCAAGAAGCACCCCGAAUCGUACAGUGAGAAGAAUUGGAACCCGGUAACUUGGGAGGAAGCCCUGAAUGCCUCUAAUACCUACCGUGCGAGCAAGACAUUCGCAGAAAAGGCAGCCUGGGACUUUGUAGAAAAGGAGAAGCCAAACUUCGACAUUGCGACUAUCAACCCGCCUUUUGUGUUUGGGCCUGUUGUGCACUACCUCAACUCACUAGACGCCAUCAACACUUCGAACCAGAAAGUUAGUAACCUGAUUCAAGGAAAGUGGAAGGACGCUAUUCCUCCAUCCGGCACGUUCCUCUGGGUAGAUGUACGCGAUGUUGCACUUGCGCAUGUCAGGGCUAUAGAGGUCCCAGAGGCCGGUGGUCAGCGUUUCUUUGUCACUGCCGGCUAUUACUCAAACAAAGAGAUUGCAGACAUAGUACGAGAAACGCUCCCUGAACUUGAAGAUAAAUUCCCCCCGAAGGGCUCUUCGAGUGAUUUGCCAGCGGACAUCUACAGCUACGACAACAAGAGAUCCGUGGAAGUUUUGGGCAUCCAAUACCGGACGUUGAAACAGUCCAUUGCUGACACAGCCAAGUCACUUUCGUCUAUUGGCGUCUGA
Aspergillus niger is the source of this 1005-nucleotide messenger RNA. RefSeq lists its product as uncharacterized. NCBI's taxonomy places the organism in Eukaryota, Fungi, Ascomycota, Eurotiomycetes, Eurotiales, Aspergillaceae. The transcript has 5 exons. Bases 1 to 1005 code for a protein of 334 amino acids. Gene Ontology annotation, molecular function: oxidoreductase activity, acting on the CH-OH group of donors, NAD or NADP as acceptor. The record is from RefSeq and is a predicted model, not a curated record.